Molecule: messenger RNA, 1463 nt
Organism: Dacryopinax primogenitus
Lineage: Eukaryota; Fungi; Basidiomycota; Dacrymycetes; Dacrymycetales; Dacrymycetaceae
Product: PCI-domain-containing protein
Exons: 6
Coding region: 47-1207 (386 amino acids)
Biological process (GO): proteasome-mediated ubiquitin-dependent protein catabolic process
Cellular component (GO): proteasome regulatory particle
Molecular function (GO): protein binding
Source: RefSeq, a predicted model, not a curated record
CGCGUGCAGGCACUAUAGGCGCAUACAUCUCGUUUUGACCACGAUCAUGGCUGAAGACAACGUACUCCCGAUACCAAACCUCAAACUGCCGCAGGCGCAGUUUGUACUUUUUAGUCCCAAGCUGCAGACACUCCAUGGCAAGGCUUUAGAGGACUUGAUGGCGGGGAUCCAAGCGGAUGAGAUGUCGCCGUACUAUAAGGUAUUGCUUGAGUCAACACCAUCACUAAAGCGGGACGACGCCCUGUUGAAGAAGAUGGAGGAGGCCAACACAGCAGCGAUGGCCAAGCUCGACGAAGCGCUCGCGAAUGCGGAAAAGACCGAGGGAGAGACUGAGAUCAGCGAUGCGCUUCGUGCAAAGGCAACAUAUCUUACAAGGAUAGGGGACAAGGAAGGCGCACUCGAGGCCCAGAAGCUGGCGCUAGAGAAGACACCUGGCCUCGGUUCGCGCAUCGACAUUGUCCUCACCAUGAUUCGAAUCGGCUUCUUCUUCCAAGACAACAGAGUCAUUUCGGAAUGGAUGACCAAAGCGAGCGAGCUUGUCGAGCAGGGAGGUGACUGGGACCGGAGGAACCGUCUGAAGGUCUAUCAAGGACGGCAUAUGCUGAGUGUGCGGAGAUUCAAGGAGGCGAGCGACCUGUUACUGGACGCCCUCUCAACAUUCACCGCCACAGAAGUCUUCGAGUAUAACGAGUUCGUAACGCUUACCGUGCUCAGUGGGACAUUGACUUUACAGCGGGUGGACUUGAAGAAGCGGAUUAUAUCUAGCCCCGAGGUGAACUCGGUAUUACCCGAGCUUCCUCACCUGGGUGAUUACUUCACCUCCCUCUAUAACUGUGAUUACGCGCGAUUUUUCCGAGCCCUUGCCGAUGUCGAGCAGACAUAUCUCAUUCCGUCCCGCAUCCUUCACCCACACACCCAAUAUUACGUGCGAGAAAUGCGCGUGCUGGCAUAUUCCCAGCUUCUACAGUCCUAUCGCUCCGUCUCCAUCGCUUCCCUCAGUGCCGCAUUUGGUGUAACUCCUGCUUUCAUUGAUGCUGAUCUGUCACGAUUUAUAACAUCUGGCCGACUGAAUUGCACGAUCGACAAGGUGUCAGGCAUCGUAGAGACGCAUCGGCCAGACCGGAAGAACGCGCUGUAUGAGCAAGUGGUGAAACAGGGUGAUGUGGUGCUAAAUGAGAUACAAAAAUUGAGCAAGGUGUUGUACUAGUUGUUGUGUGCUGGGAGCAACGUGCAAUAAUCUGAUGCAUUCCACUGUGCCAUCCGACAAUAUCCGCGGCCGAAGUGAAACAGCUUCGGAACUAUCUGAGGCGAGCGAUCGAAAGUAGAUGGGGAAAGAGUCGAAGAUAACACACAUUCGGACAGCCAGACCACCCGGCCCGCUAAGGUAAGACAAUGAAGGGGGUAGAUUGUGUGUUGCACAUGAAAUAAAGAGUUGGCUCGCGAUGAUGAUGAGUGCCCAGCAG